This is a messenger RNA of Vollenhovia emeryi, 569 nucleotides long. RefSeq lists its product as uncharacterized. The record is from RefSeq and is a predicted model, not a curated record. The transcript has a single exon. The coding region runs from base 15 to 515 and encodes 166 amino acids. NCBI's taxonomy places the organism in Eukaryota, Metazoa, Arthropoda, Insecta, Hymenoptera, Formicidae.
ACAAAUGCAAUCCUAUGCGCGCGGGAUGCCAUAUAGACAUGCCAGAAGUGGUGAAACGAAAGAAAGCAGUGAUCAACGUACAAUCCAUGGACAAUGCAUGUUUCGCGUGGUCAGUGGUCGCUGCUCUCUAUCCAACUGAAAGACACGCGGAGCGCGAGUCGUCGUAUCCGCAUUACAGUGAUGUGUUAAACCUGCGAGACGUUCCAAUGCCAAUGACAUUAAGUGGUAUUAAAAAGUUUGAACAAUUGAACAGUAUUUCCAUCAAUGUAUACAGCAUCGAUGAAAAGAACAAUUGUGAACGCACAAUCGUACCGCUACGAGUCGCUGAUGAGAAGAAGGAGAAGCACGUGAACCUAUUGUACCUGCAAGAUCAGGGGGAUGCUGAAGUGGGCCACUUCGUCUGGAUAAAAAACUUAUCCCGCCUCGUCAGUUCUCAACUCAGCAAGAAGGAGCACAAAAAGCACAUUUGCGAUCGGAUAGUAUCAAUAAAAUUUAUGAAAAAUUGUUUUAUUUGAAAAAAUAUAUAUUAAAAACAUGUUUUUCUUUCCAGAUGUUUGCACUACUUUAGC